Phalaenopsis equestris is the source of this 4076-nucleotide messenger RNA. RefSeq names its product probable histidine kinase 6. The record is from RefSeq and is a predicted model, not a curated record. Gene Ontology annotation, molecular function: phosphorelay sensor kinase activity. Lineage: Eukaryota; Viridiplantae; Streptophyta; Magnoliopsida; Asparagales; Orchidaceae. The transcript is spliced from 11 exons. The coding region runs from base 892 to 3825 and encodes 977 amino acids. Gene Ontology annotation, biological process: phosphorelay signal transduction system; phosphorylation.
UGUGCUCGUUGUAGUCGCUGUCCCAGAGAUCUUGGGGAGCGAUUUCCUUGGCGCUUUUCUGCGCCUUCAGUAACCGAGGAAGAAUCCUAAUCUUUAUUCGGCAACUGAUUCCAACCUCUUCUCCGUCAGAGAACACACUGGAUUCCCCGUUUUUCCGGCGAUGCGGACUGCCGGAACCGGCCUCACGUGGUUGCUCUUAAGGUAGGUCAGAGCUUUGCCCAAUUCCAGAGCAGCGGCAAAUUAGAUCGGCAAGCUUUUCAUUAUGACCACAACUGACUGAUGUAGCGAAGGUCGUGGAAAGAGGGGACAAAUGGGAUCGAAGGAAAGGGAAUAAAGGAACUCUGAAAUUAGAGACUUUAUUUAAUGGCAGCGUAUCUGAAGAAGUCCAGGAAUCUGUUUCAGUUGCUCUGGUACAAGAAGAUGGCGAAUAUUUUCUUGUCUCCAUUAACAGCACGAGAGGUUUCUGCUAUCAUCUCCUCAGCCUUCAGCUGCUUCUAUACCUUCAAUUCCUCUGCUGGCCUCAUCGUUCUGUUCAAAAUAGCAGCAGUGUGUCGAUUGGCGGGAACAGAUGGGUAAAAAAGUUAACUUGGCUGAGUGCAAAGAUGAGUUAGCUUGUUGCAUUUCUCGCCAUGAGCUUCCAAGUGCUUCUUCCCGACUUUCCGUUUGAGAAACCUUUAGCCCAUGCCUCCGACCUAAUAAGUAAUAAUUCCGACUCGACAGCCCCCAUCUUUCCUAUUUUUUAUUCCUUUCCACGGAGACCGAUGCGACCGGGAACAUUAGUAUAAAUGGAAAAAGUAAGUGAAAAUGAUAUGUUAGAAAUUAAUAGAUUAACGAGCUUUGUGGAGAAUUUGGAAGAAUUGAGUGGAAACCUCGUCUAAAAUUUUGUCUGCCAUGGGAUCGGAGAUGCCGGCGGCGGGGUGGCGGUGGUGGCAGACAUGGACGGCGUGGACUCUGUGGAUGUUGGCGAUGUUAUCUGUUUGGUUGGUGAUUCACUGGUACAACUCGGUUUCAACUAUGACAUCGGCAGAAGAGGCGUUGGUUAGCAUGUGCGACGAACGGGCGAGAAUGCUUCAAGACCAGUUCGCUGUCAGCGUUAACCACGUCCAUGCCCUAGCUGUUCUUAUAUCCACUUUUCAUUACCAGAAGGAUCCUAGCGCCAUGGAUCAAGAUACAUUUGCAUUUUACACUGGAAUGACGGCGUUUGAGCGGCCAUUGUUGAACGGCGUGGCAUAUGCGCAGAGAGUCCUUCAUUCUGAAAGGGGAAAGUUUGAGAGUCUACAGGGUUGGAUAAUCAGAACCAUGAAACAGGAGCCUUCGCCUGUGCAAAAUGAAUAUGCUCCGGUGAUUUUUUCUCAGGAGACUGUUUCUUAUCUUGAGGUUAUCGACAUGAUGUCCGGAGAGGAAGACCGGGAGAAUAUAUUGAGGGCUAGAGCCACAGGAAAAGCUGUUCUUACGAAUCCUUUUAGGCUACUUGAAUCUAAUCACCUAGGUGUAGUUCUAACAUUGCCGGUCUAUCGAUUGGGGCUUCCUGCAGAUGCCACCAUUGAAGGACGUAUAGAAGCUACUGCAGGAUAUCUUGGUGGAGCUUUUGAUGUUGAAUCACUGGUUGAGAAUUUGUUGAGGAAACUUGCUGGUAACCAGGAUAUAGUGGUCAAUGUGUAUGAUGUCACUAACAUUUCUAAUCCGUUGACCAUGUAUGGACUCGAAAAUUUAGAAGGUUAUACACUGCUGACUCAUGUGAGUAUGCUGGAUUUUGGAGAUCCAUUCAGGAAGCAUCAGAUGGUGUGCCGAUAUAGCCAGAAACCUACCAUGCCAUGGUCAGCAAUUACCUCACCAUCUGGUCUGGUUGUGAUCUUAAUGUUAGUAGCUUAUAUAUUGUAUGCGGCUCAGAAACGUUAUGUUAUGGUUAUGGAGGAUUGUAGGAAGAUGGAAGAAUUGAAAGUCCAAGCUGAAGCUGCUGAUAUUGCAAAGUCUCAGUUUCUUGCUACUGUUUCACAUGAAAUCAGGACACCCAUGAAUGGCGUUCUUGGAAUGUUGGACAUGCUUUUGGAUACGGAUUUGAAUCUACCUCAAAAAGAUUAUGCUCAGACUGCUCAGGUGUGUGGGAAGGCUUUAAUAGCUUUGAUCAAUGAGGUUCUUGACCGGGCAAAGAUUGAAGCAGGAAAGUUAGAGAUUGAAGCUGUACCAUUUGACUUACGCGCCAUUCUUGAUGACGUGCUUUCUUUAUUUUCUGCUAAAUCAAGGGAGAAGGGAAUUGAGCUUGCUGCUUUGGUCUCUAAUAGCGUUCCAGAAGUUCUAACUGGUGACCCAGGAAGAUUUCGGCAAAUAAUUACUAAUCUUGUUGGCAAUUCGGUAAAAUUUACAGAACGAGGUCACAUACUCGUACAAGUUCAUCUGUCCAGGCAAUCAGAUAUUGCAAUCGAAGGCAUGUCGUCCACCUGUUUGAAUGGAAAAGUAGACGAAGUGGAGGCCAUGUCUAGUGGCAGAAAAAUCAAUACUUUAAGCGGAUUUGAAGCAGCUGAUGACAGGAACAGCUGGGAAAAUUUCAAGCUUUUGCUUUCCAAUGAAUCAUCUCAGGCUGCUGUCUCUCUAAAUGGAUUUUCGAGUGAUAAAAAAUCAAAAAAUGUUUCUUUGAUCGUAAGUGUGGAGGAUAGUGGGAUUGGAAUCCCAUUUAACGCCCAGGAUAGAGUAUUCACGCCUUUUAUGCAGGCUGAUAGCUCAACAUCAAGGAAUUAUGGUGGAACUGGCAUUGGCUUGAGCAUAAGUAAAUGUUUGGUAGAACUAAUGGGUGGAAGAAUACAUUUCAUAAGCAGACCAAAUGUGGGAAGUACAUUUACAUUUACUGCUGUCUUAGAACAAUGUAUUGGAAGUGCAGGUGGUGAUUUAAAGAGAUCACCCUCAGAAGAUUUGCCAAUCUGUUUCAAAGGUAUGAAAAUCGUUUUACUUGACCAGAGGCCGGUCAGAAGUGCCGUGACGAGUUACCAUCUUCAUAGACUUGGUAUUGGUGUUGAAGUUGCGGAGAAUAGCAUGAUGGCUCUUGACAUUUUAUCUCGGAAAAAUGGCUGCUCCAAGAAGGAGAAAAUGCCGAUGAUUUUGUUUUUGGAAAAGGAUUUUUGGAGCGAUAUUGAUGUUUGCUUACGUAAGCAGUUGCUUGAGUGGAAGCAAACUCGACGUAUACCUGAAUUGCCCAAGAUAAUCCUUUUGGGAACCUCAGAAUGUGAUAAAGUUAAGGGUGAAUCCUUUGCAGAUCUUGUCAUCAUGAAACCUCUGAGAGCUAGCGCUGUGGCAGUAUGCCUUAAGCAAGCUGUGGGAAUUGAAAACCAGAUGAGAAAAGAAUUACCUUAUGGGUUGGUUUUUCUUAGAAGCAUACUUAUGGGGAAGAAUAUAUUGGUUGUUGAUGAUAACAAGGUAAAUCUUAGAGUGGCUGCUGCUGCACUUAAAAAGUAUGGUGCUAAAGUUGAGUGCGCCGAAAGCGGGAAAGUCGCUCUUUCGCUCCUUAAACUGCCGCACAAAUUCGAUGCUUGCUUCAUGGAUGUCCAAAUGCCGGAGAUGGACGGAUUUGAAGCAACGCGACAAGUCCGUAUAAUGGAGGUUGAGGCGAAUGAACAAGCCAAGAGCGGAGAUGCGUCGCACCAUGGUUGCUACAGUGAGUCAACUCAGUGGCACCUGCCAAUCCUGGCCAUGACGGCUGAUGUCAUCCAGGCAACUUAUGAGGAAUGCAUGAAGUGUGGAAUGGAUGGCUAUGUUUCCAAGCCCUUUGAUGAAGAGCAAUUAUCUCAGGCUGUAGCCAAGUUCGUGGCUUCAAAACCUGUAUCAGACUUGUGAUGAUCAGAUUUUUAAAUGGAGAGCAGAAGAAUCAAUCUUUUUCCUGCAGGAAGCAUUCUGGUCCAAGAGUUUUCUCCCAGAAUGUCAGUAGUAAAAGAUGAUUUUGCUGGGGCUGAAAUGCAAAUAUUAAUUCAUGAUAUAGCAGGUGUACGUGUUAGAAAUUGUUUCUUCUGCUCUCUGCUGGAUUAUGGUCCAUGUUAAAAUUUUCUUUUAUGGUAAUUUAACAUUGUUUCCAUUCUUUAGAACCUAGC